Messenger RNA from Phyllostomus hastatus (greater spear-nosed bat), 2982 nucleotides. RefSeq names its product adhesion G protein-coupled receptor F3 (gene ADGRF3). Gene Ontology annotation, molecular function: G protein-coupled receptor activity. Gene Ontology annotation, cellular component: membrane. The transcript is spliced from 13 exons. Gene Ontology annotation, biological process: cell surface receptor signaling pathway; G protein-coupled receptor signaling pathway. The coding region runs from base 1 to 2982 and encodes 993 amino acids. The record is from RefSeq and is a predicted model, not a curated record. Lineage: Eukaryota; Metazoa; Chordata; Mammalia; Chiroptera; Phyllostomidae.
AUGACCUGCUCAGCUGCCCCGAUGCUCCUGCUGGCCACCACUCUGCCCCUGGUGGGGUCACCAGGGGCCCCAGUGUCCCAACCUGCACCCAGUGGGACAGGAGGGGAAUUUGGGCAGCAACUGGACCUCACGAGUGGAGCAGGUGAAUCGGUCCUGGCCUCGGUCUAUGUGCAGCUGGACUUCUCCAGCGAGACCUGGCGGGACACGCUCUCCAGGCCCCUGAGUCUGUCCCCCGCCCCGGCUUCCUCUUCUCCAAGAACUCUCACUGGCCUCAGCCUCACGACAGAGUGUGCUACCAGGCCUGACGGGCUGACCCACUGUGCUUGCCUGACCGGAUACCAGUGGAACGCCAGCGCCUGCUCCCGACACGAUCCUUGCCACCCCCCCUACAACCACCAGCCCUGUGGCUGUCUCGUCCUCAGCCCUCUGGAAGCUGGGUACUGCCAGUUGCUGCCACCUGCGAUCCCCUGUCCCCGCCUCCUUUCAGUCCCAGGCACCCUGAGCCUGAACUCCUGGCUGCAGAUGCCCGGCGACACGCUGAACUUGACCCUCCUCACGAGCCACGAGACCGCCAACCUGAACUGGUUCCUGCAGCACCGCACAGGGAGCCCCAUCCUCCUGCAGCCAGGGACACAGGUGUCCCUGGCAUCUGGCCCAGGCCAGACUGUCCUCAGCAUCGUCAACAUCUCCCAUCAGUGGGAAGGCGAGUACACGUGCCACUUCGAGGCCCAGGGAUUCAGAUGGGAGCUGUCCCAGGUGGUGAGGGUGCCCCUGCGGGCAGCAGAUGUAACGCGUCUUCCAGACCAGCUCUCCGUCUCCUGCGCCGCCUCCCCUGGCUUCCAGCUGAGCUGCUGCGCCCCUUCCACGCUGCUGGGCUACGUGGCUUCCUGGAGCCCCGCAGAGGGCAGCGAAGCCUCCUUAUUCAACCAGCCAAGUGACCAGUGCCUUGUGCUGGCCGUUCAGCACUGCCCUGCAGCGGACACCACGUACACUUGUGACCUGCAGAGCCCAGGACUGACCCCUCUCCGAGUCCCCAUCUCGGUCACCGUCAUUCAGGAUGGAGACAUUGCCUGUCCUGAGGACGCCGCAGCUGGUGCCUGGAACGUCACCAAGGCUGGCUACGUGGCACAGGCCCCCUGUCCCAUGAACAGGACGGGCGUGGUGAAGAGGACGUGUGGGCCCGACGGGGUCUGGGGGCCCGUCCAGGACAGCUGCACAGACACGGGGCUCCUGACCUUGCUUCAGAGAGCCCAGCUGCUGUGGGCAGGCCAGGGCCGCCCUGCUGCAGAGGUGCCGCGGAGCCUGGCAGAGCUGCUGGAGUGGACAGGGGUGGUGAGCUCACCCUCUGACUUGUUGGCACUGCUGGGCACCGUGACACACCUGGCCAAGGCAGUGGCAGACACCGGAACACAGCUUAACCGCAGUGCCCUGGAGGCUCUCCUGAAAACCACCGACAAGGUCCUAGACAUGGACACCAGUCCUCUGUGGACCGAGGCCCAGGUGCAGACACCCUCGGCGAGCUCAGACCUCCUGCUGGCUGUGGAGACCCUGGCACGCAGCCUGCGCCCACAGGACCACCCCUUCGCCUUCAGCUUGCCCAACGUGCAGAUGCAGACCCAGCUCCUCAGCGCCACACUCCCUGCUGACUACAGAGUCUCCUUCUCCACUCAGCCGCCCCUGCAGGCGCUGAUUCCCAGACACUCGCUGGCCCCACUGGUUACUGGUAACGACAACAUCACCAUGACUGGCCUGGUGCUGCGCAAGCUGGACCGCCUUCUACCCUCGAACUAUGGACAAGGGCUGGGGGACUCCCUCUACGCCACUCCUGGCCUGGUCCUCGCCAUCUCCAUCAUGGCAGGCGGCCAGGCCUUCAACCAGGGAGAAGUCAUCAUGGACUUCGGGGACAGAGAGGGCACCCUUCACUGUGUCUUCUGGGACCACCAUCUCUUCCGGGGCAACGGGGGCUGGUCAGAGGAAGGGUGCCAGGUGCAGGCAGCCAACGCCAGCUCCGCCGUGCAGUGCAUCUGCCGGCACCUCACUGCCUUCUCCAUCCUCAUGUCCCGACACCCUGUUCCAGAAAGCCGCACCCUGGAACUGCUGAGUCACGUGGGCUUGGGGGCCUCCAUCCUGGCACUGCUUGUGUGCCUGGGCGUGUACAGGCUGGUGUGGAGAGUCGUGGUGCGGAACACGGUUGCCUACUUACGCCACGCAGCCCUACUCAACAUGGUGCUCUGUCUGCUGGCCGCGGACACCUGCUUCCUGGGAGCCGCGCUGCUUCCUCCAGGGCCCGAAAGUCCACUCUGCCUGGCUGCUGCCUUCCUCUGCCACUUCCUCUACCUGGCUACCUUUUUCUGGAUGCUGGCUCAGGCCCUGAUGUUGGCCCACCAGCUGCUCUUUGUCUUCCAUCAGCUGUCCAAGCGCCGAGUACUCUCCCUCAUGGUGGUUCUCGGCUACCUGUGCCCGAUGGGGUUUGCAGGUGCCGCCCUGGGCCUCUACCUGCCUCGAGGGCAGUACCUGGGAGAGAGGGCAUGCUGGCUGGAUGAGAAGGGAGGGGUGAGCUACACCUUUGCAGGGCCGGUGCUGGUCAUCGUGGGCCUGAAUGGGCUGGUCCUAGCCGUGACCAUGCUGAAGUUGCUGAGACCUUCGCUGUCAGAGGGACCCCAGGGGGAGAAGCGCCAGGACCUUCUUGGGGUGACCAAAGCCCUGCUCGUCCUCACACCCAUCUUCGGGCUCACCUGGGUGCUGGGCCUGGCCACGCUGCUGGAGGACGACUCCACGGUCCCUCACUACGUCUUCACGAUUCUCAACGCCUCCCAGGGCGUCUUCAUCUUAUGGUUCGGCUGCCUUAUGGACAAGAAAGUUCAACAGGCUCUACGCAGACGCUUCUGUCGCGCGCAGCCCCCCAACUCCACCAUCUCCCUGGCCACCAAUGAGACCCACAUCCUGGAACACAGCAAAGGAAGGAGUGACAAUGCUAGGUGA